Messenger RNA from Lotus japonicus, 2939 nucleotides. Its product is annotated as pentatricopeptide repeat-containing protein At3g57430, chloroplastic-like. The transcript has 5 exons. NCBI's taxonomy places the organism in Eukaryota, Viridiplantae, Streptophyta, Magnoliopsida, Fabales, Fabaceae. The coding region runs from base 221 to 1831 and encodes 536 amino acids. The record is from RefSeq and is a predicted model, not a curated record. Gene Ontology annotation, biological process: RNA modification. Gene Ontology annotation, molecular function: protein binding; RNA binding.
UUCCCGAAUCUGGAAUAAUCGCAUCUGAAGGGUGACCGGGUACCGGCGCACACGCAUAACAAAGAGUGGAGACUGGAGAAUAACCAAAAACACGAGCCAAGGUCCCACAAAACUCACAACCGAAAUAACCAGUAUUUCACCAAAACGUGAUGAACCAAAGCACACACCAGCCAAAACCCUAAACCCUAAAAAUCGAUGCCCCAAAUUCGUAGUAUCCCAAAUGCAGCUCUCAGCUGCAAUCAGCGACGUCUUGGCGGUGCUUCCGCCUUCUGGGUCGCUCCGGCUACCGGACCUCCGCCACCUGCAUGCUUUCCCUGUUUCUGAUGCCAAAAAUUUUCUUUGCCGCCAAUUUUUUAUUAAAAAAUUCUCUGGUAAAACAUUUGAAAAUGAUUGCAUUACAAAGCAUUCUAAAAAUGCAAGUACCGACCGAGCACUAGAUUUGCUGACCGGAAUGAAUAGAUUGACGGCGAAGCCAUCGAAAUCUGUUCUUUGUACUGCGCUUAGUUCUUGCGCGAAAGCCCGGAAUUGGCACUUGGGUCUACAAAUCCAUGCCUAUUUGGUUCGAUCCGGAUAUGAAGAUAAUUUGUUCCUUAGUAGCGCGCUUGUUGAUUUCUAUGCAAAAUGUUUUGCCAUUGUGGAUGCUAGGAAGGUAUUUCGUGCCAUGAAAGUACAUGAUCAGGUGUCGUGGACUUCGCUUAUUGCUGGAUUCUCAGCAAACGGACAAGGGAGAGAUGCUUUCUUGUUGUUCAAAGAGAUGUUAGGCACCCACAUUAAGCCCAAUUGUUUUACCUUGACGAGUGUCAUUAGUGCAUGUGUGGGGCAAAAGGAUGCCCUUCAACAUUGUUCAACUCUUCAUGCUCAUGUCGUCAAACGGGGAUUUCGUACUAGCAAUUUUGUGAUCUGCUCACUAGUUGAUUGUUAUGCAAACUGUAAACAGAUUGAUGAUUCUUUAUUGUUAUUGAAUGAAACUAGUGAGAAGGAUACUAUUGUAUACAAUUCAAUGAUCUCUGCAUAUUCUCAAAACCUGUGCAGUGGAGAUGCGCUGCAACUAUUUGUAGAAAUGCGGCAAAAAAAAUUCAGUCCUACUGAUCAUACUUUAUGUACCAUAUUAAAUGCUUGCAGCAGCCUCGCGUCACUUAUUGAAGGAAGACAAGUGCACUCUCUUGUUAUUAAAAUGGGUUCUGAAAGGAAUGUGUUUGUGGCCAGUGCUCUGGUUGAUAUGUAUUCUAAGGGUGGUGACAUUGAUGAGGCUCGAUUUGUGUUGGAUCAGACUUCUGUGAAGAAUAAUGUGCUGUGGACAACCAUGAUCAUGGGUUAUGCUCAAAGUGGGAGAGGGUUAGAGGCUUUGGAGCUUUUUGAUCGUUUAUUAACUGAGCGAGAGUUAACUCCUGAUCAUAUCUAUUUUACUGCUAUCUUAACAGCUUGUAACCAUGCAGGAUUUCUUGAAAAAGGGGUAGAAUACUUCAAUAUGAUGAGAACAAAUUAUGGGUUGUUUCCUGAUAUUGAUCAAUAUGCUUGCUUGGUUGAUCUUCAUGCUAGAAAGGGAAAUCUAAGGAAGGCUAGGGAUUUAAUGGAAGAAAUGCCUUAUGAUCCAAAUUAUGUAAUCUGGAGUUCCUUCUUGAGCUCUUGUAAGGAUUAUGGAGAUGUAGAGCUUGGAAAGGAGGCUUUUGAUCAACUCAUUAAGAUGGAACCAUGUAACGCAGCACCAUACUUAACACUAGCACAUAUCUAUGCAUCUGAAGGUUUAUGGAAUGAAGUAGCUGAAGUCAGAAGCCUUAUGCAACAAAGGAAAAUAAGAAAACCUGCAGGAUGGAGCUGGGUAGAGAAUUAACAGUUUCAUCAUUCACUUCGCAGCCAGUAAGAGACUCUAGAGAGAAGCAGAUACAGCUAUGGAAAGAGCUUAUUUUAGACUAGUGUAAAACCCAGAAGAUAUUUGUGAUCAAGCUUGAAGAAGAAUUUGCUCUAUUAACAAAUCCUAUAAUUGAAAAUGAUGGGUUGAAGUCUAACAUAGCUAAAGCUUGUAAGGGGAAUGGUGGCGGAGUUAAUUUUGUACUCAUUCCUACCUUGUGCAUAUCCUUGGGCUUGUUGACAAUGGAAAGAAGCCUGCAAGGGUUACAUACUUACAUGUAUAUAUGAAGUGAUGGAUAGGGCUAAGGAGGCCAUUGGAAGCUUUGGACAACAUGCUCCUAAUUUGAUGACACUUGCUAUUAAAGUGCUUAGCUUGACUUGUAGUUCUUCAAGUUCUGAGGGAAACUGGAGCAUUUUUUAGCAUAUUCAUUCGAGGAAGAGGAGUCAUCUUGAGCAUAAUAAGUUACAAGACUUGGUUUAUGUUAAAUAUAACCAAGUUCUUAAAGAACGAUUUUGAUUGUUGUGAUGCCAUUGACCCCAUUGUCCUAGAUGGUAUUGAUGAUAUUAACGAGUAGUUGGUGGGACAAAUGGGUGGAGAUGGGAAGAUGCUGAAAAUGAUUUGGUUUUUGAGGAUGAUAACUAAACUUGGGUGAGAUGUUGCCAAUAUGGCAGGUGUUCAUGAGCCCUUGACAUAUAUUAGGCGGAAAAUUAGAGGGUAAAUUGAUAUUGCCCCUACAUCUACUAGGCCUUCAUCUUCUAGAGUGAGGGGAAAAGGGAGAGCCAAGGAACUGAUGAUAGAAGAAGUUGAUGAAGAAACAACAAGUGAAAAUGAAACUGAAUAAGAAGUGGAGGAAGAGAUCUACAACUUCAACACAAGUGAAAGUGAAAAAGAUACGGAGGAGCCAGUUCUUCAAGAUGAAAAUUAAUUCUUUCUUAUGUAACUACCAGCUAGGAACUCUUAUUUCAAGGUUAUGUUUUGUAACUUUAAGCCUAAGAGGCUUGAACUUCCAUCAAGACUAAUGACUUUUAUUGUUAUCAUGAAUGUUAUGAAUUUUAGGUAACAUUUAUCAUUUUUUAGUAUUUAUAUGCAU